Messenger RNA from Lemur catta (Ring-tailed lemur), 880 nucleotides. RefSeq names its product small nuclear ribonucleoprotein U4/U6.U5 subunit 27 (gene SNRNP27). The coding region runs from base 55 to 522 and encodes 155 amino acids. The transcript has 6 exons. The record is from RefSeq and is a predicted model, not a curated record. Gene Ontology annotation, cellular component: precatalytic spliceosome. Gene Ontology annotation, biological process: RNA splicing. Lineage: Eukaryota; Metazoa; Chordata; Mammalia; Primates; Lemuridae.
GGAAGUUGUUGCACAGUCGUUUCCGGAGCGGUGUAAGGAGGAGCGGGCCUGCAAAUGGGCCGCAGUCGCAGCCGCUCCCCACGGAGGGAACGUAGGCGGUCCCGGUCUACAUCCCGGGAGAGAGAUCGCAGGCGCCGAGAGAGGUCCCGGUCCCGGGAAAGAGAUCGGAGAAGGAGCCGCUCACGAUCCCCACACCGAAGACGCUCCAGAUCUCCAAGACGGCAUAGAUCCACAUCUCCUUCCCCUUCUCGACUGAAAGAAAGAAGAGAUGAGGAAAAGAAAGAAACUAAAGAAACCAAGAGUAAAGAACGUCAGAUUACUGAGGAAGACUUAGAGGGCAAAACAGAGGAAGAAAUAGAAAUGAUGAAGUUAAUGGGAUUUGCUUCCUUUGAUUCCACAAAAGGAAAGAAGGUGGAUGGCUCUGUAAAUGCCUAUGCCAUAAAUGUGUCUCAGAAGAGAAAGUACAGGCAGUACAUGAAUCGAAAAGGUGGAUUCAACAGACCUUUGGAUUUCAUUGCAUGAGGCUUGAAAUGUUGAAGAAUGAUUUUUUUCCCCUCAUCUUGGUCAGAGAAUGAAUUUUAUAUUUUGUUAAUUUGUAUGCAUCAAAACCAGGAUCCCAGUUCUUCUCCUUACAAAGUAAGAAAAUCUUAUUUAUGAUGUGUGCAGUUCACUUACCUUGCCUCAAAAGAAAAAAGGUUAAAUAUACACUUUUGUCUUUUAGGAAAUAUCAUUUGUGGCAGUCAUCAACCCCAUUUUGUUUGUCCUUAUUCCUGUGGAAGUUGUAUAUGUUUUCUUCUUGGAUACUCAUUAGGACUUUUUGAAAAACAUGAAAGUAAUUUGGAUGUAAGUUCUCCAAUAAAGCAAUAUUUCUAACCUUUUA